ACUCGGCCGCGGCGCCAGUCAUGGGCGAAGGACAGGGCCCAGAUCGAAGUGCUGGUACCAACCCGUCGGUGCUGUUCCUGCACCCGGACCUGGGUGUGGGCGGCGCCGAGCGGCUGGUGCUGGACGCGGCGCUGGCACUGCGGGCGCGCGGCUGUAGCGUGACGAUCUGGACGGCGCACUACGACCCUGGCCACUGCUUCGCAGAGAGCCGGGAGCUGCCGGUGCGCUGCGCCGGGGACUGGCUGCCCCGCACCUUGGGCUGGGGCGGGCGCGGCGCCGCCGUCUGCGCCUACGUGCGUAUGGUCUUCCUGGCGCUCUACGUGCUGUUUCUCGCAGACGAGGAGUUCGACGUGGUGGUGUGCGACCAGGUGUCUGCCUGUAUCCCUGUGUUCAAGCUGGCCAGACGACGUAAGAAGAUCCUAUUUUACUGUCACUUCCCAGAUCUGCUUCUCACCAAGAGAGAUUCUUUUCUUAAACGGCUGUACAGGGCCCCAAUUGACUGGAUAGAGGAAUAUACUACAGGCAUGGCAGAUUGCAUCUUGGUUAAUAGUCAGUUUACAGCUGCAAUUUUUAAGGAAACCUUCAAGACCUUGUCUCAUAUAGACCCAGAUGUUCUCUACCCAUCUCUGAAUGUCACCAGCUUUGAUUCAGCUGUUCCUGAAAAUCUUGAUGACCUAGUCCCUGAGGGAAAAGAGUUUCUGUUCCUCUCUAUUAACAGAUAUGAAAGGAAGAAAAAUCUGAAAUUGGCACUAGAAGCCCUAGUACAGCUACGAGCGAGGUUGACUUCUCAAGACUGGGAGAGGGUUCAUCUGAUCAUGGCAGGUGGUUAUGAUGAAAGAGUGCAGGAGAAUGUGGAACACUAUCAGGAAUUGAGGAAAAUGGUCCAGCAGUCUGACCUUGGCCAGUAUGUGACCUUCUUACGGUCAUUCUCAGACAAACAGAAAAUCUCGCUCCUCCGUGGCUGUACAUGUGUGCUUUAUACACCAAGCAAUGAGCACUUCGGCAUCGUCCCUCUGGAGGCCAUGUACAUGCAGUGUCCAGUCAUUGCUGUCAAUUCAGGUGGGCCCUUGGAAUCCAUCAUCCACAGUGUCACAGGCUUUCUGUGUGAGCCUGACCCAGUGCACUUCUCAGAAGCAAUAGAAAAAUUCAUCCAUGAACCGUCUUUAAAAGCCACAAUGGGCCUGGCAGGAAAAGCCAGAGUGAUGGAGAAAUUUUCUUCUGAAGCAUUUACAGAACAGCUCUACCAGUAUGUCACAAAACUGCUGGUAUAAUCAGAUUAUUUUAAGGUUCUUUAUAUUGCAUUCACUGAUGUUAUUUUUAUGGAUCAUAAGUCCAGUUUUGAUACCAGAAGAGAGGUUUUAAAAAUAAACUUGAGUCUUGAGUCUGAACUAUCUUCCUGUAUACUACACCUCCCUGUGUACUUUUUCAAAAAAAUAAUGUCUUAUACUAUGAUCAUUCCAAGUCUUACCAUGUUCAGAUUAUUUAACUUCUCUAGAUUAUCAUUGCUUUGCAUAUAAAUUUUGAAUCAUACUGUGCCUUAA
This is a messenger RNA of Chinchilla lanigera (long-tailed chinchilla), 1541 nucleotides long. RefSeq names its product ALG2, alpha-1,3/1,6-mannosyltransferase (gene Alg2). The coding region runs from base 21 to 1271 and encodes 416 amino acids. The transcript has 2 exons. The record is from RefSeq and is a predicted model, not a curated record. Gene Ontology annotation, molecular function: GDP-Man:Man(1)GlcNAc(2)-PP-Dol alpha-1,3-mannosyltransferase activity; alpha-1,3-mannosyltransferase activity. Lineage: Eukaryota; Metazoa; Chordata; Mammalia; Rodentia; Chinchillidae.